This is a messenger RNA of Beauveria bassiana ARSEF 2860, 2100 nucleotides long. Its product is annotated as fungal specific transcription factor. The record is from RefSeq and is a predicted model, not a curated record. The transcript is spliced from 3 exons. Gene Ontology annotation, biological process: regulation of DNA-templated transcription; DNA-templated transcription. NCBI's taxonomy places the organism in Eukaryota, Fungi, Ascomycota, Sordariomycetes, Hypocreales, Cordycipitaceae. Gene Ontology annotation, molecular function: DNA binding; zinc ion binding; DNA-binding transcription factor activity, RNA polymerase II-specific. Bases 1 to 2100 code for a protein of 699 amino acids.
AUGUCAUCGGAAAGGCGCUCGGAGAUGAACCGGAGGAAAAAUGUGGCGCAGAGAAGAACCACGAACGGUCGAGCCUGUGUCCACUGCCACUACCGCAAGGUCCGCUGCGAUGUCGUCGACAAGGGCUCCCCCUGCAGCAAUUGCCGUGUCCAUGGGCAGCCCAACUGCCAGGUUUACCAAAAGUCCAAGACGAGAUCGGCGCGUGCUCGCGGUGCCCACGUCGUCGCCAUAGCGCCCAAAGACCCGGAAGCAGCAGAAGCAGCAGCAGCAGCAGCAGCAGCAGCAGCAGGCACAUCAUCAGCACAAGACGAGGAACAUGAGCCCGGCAACCUGGCCGACCUCAUCUACCGGCAGGACCUGCGCGACGCCGAGCUCGGGCAGCUCGGGCGCAUGUGCUUCAUCGGCAGCGACGUGUCCAACUUUGGCUACCUGGUGCGGCAGGUCGCGCAGCCGCAGCGACGCGACGCCUUUCACUUUGGCAGCCGCCAGUUUGCGCGGCGCCACACGGCGCACGAGCUGCAGCGCGUGCCGCCCGAGGCCCUGACGCGGUGCGCCGCGCCGCUCGAGCGCCGCCUGCUGCGCGCCUACUUUGACCGCGUGAACCCGGGAUGGCCGAUUGUGGACGAGGAGCACUUUAUGGCGCAGUACCGCGGCGGCGACCCGAGGAACCCGCUCAUGCUGCCGCUGCUGAAUGCGAUGCUGCUGGUGGGCGUGCAUGUGCUGCGCGCGCGGGGGGAAGAGGCAGUGGAAGGAGAAGGAGGAGGAGGAGAGCAGCUGGCGCAGCUGCAGAAGACGUUUUUUCGACGCGCAAAGACGUUGAUUGAUUGCAGGUUUGAGCAGGAUCGAACCAUGUAUGUGCAGGUCGCGCUGCUGAUGACGUGGUACUCGGACGGGCACGAGGAGAUUGUGGCGAAUGCGUGGCACUGGAUUGGUUUUGCGAUACGCAUCGCCAUCGGCCACGGCAUGCAUCGCGACGCGACGCACUCCAAGAUGCUGCCUGUGCACCGGCGGCUGUGGACGAGGCUCUGGUGGAUUCUUUUCCAGUUUGACACGGCCGUGUCUGCUGCGUACGGCCGACCACAAAUACUCAACCUCGACGAGUCCGACGUUCCCGAGCUCGAGCCCGCGCACUUUCAAGGCGUCCCCAACGCCCAAGUCGACUUUGCCAUGCAGCACGCCAAGCUCUGCGCCAUCUUCGCCUCGGCCAUGCGAUCCCGCUGGGCGCUCCGCUCCUCCACGCACGACCGCGUCGCCGCGUCGCGCCGCGCCGACGACGCCCUCGCCGCCUUUCUCGUGCAGCUGCCCCCCGCGCUCAAGCCGUCCGCCGCCACGCGGGGGCUCGCCGCGCCGUCGUGGAGUGCAACGCUGCACCUGACGUACAACAACUUUGUGCUGCUGCUGCACCGGCCGCCGCCUGUGGCCGGCACCGACGCCGUGUCGGCUGCGUGCGCGGACCCGGCUCUUUGCGCCGGUGCUACGGCCUCCAUGGCCGCGAUCCUCGAGGCGCUGUGCUGCGACGACGGCGACGGUGCCGGCGGUGGCGGCGGUGGUGGUGACGACGCGCUUUGGCUGUACGGCGUCCACGCUGCCUUUACCGCGCUCAUCUACGUCUCGAAUGAGCUGGUCGCACCGAACGCCAUGGUCGCCGCGAGGGCGCGCGGUCUCUUUGAUACCCUAAUGGACGCGCUCAGACGGCUCGCGCGGUACUGGCAGUUUGCCGAAAGCUUGCUGCGGCUGUUUCGGCAGAAAGAGGCGUCGCUGUUAAAAGAUGGCGGGGCGACGGCGACGGUGGCGGCGGCGGCGGCAGCGGGAGAACCGCGACUAAGCGCGGCGGAGGGCUUCUCGCUGCGGCCGGCGCCGUUGGCACAGAUGCCCUGGGAGGACGCAAUGGGUGGCGGCGGGCAUGCGGCGCCGCAACGGUUCGAGAACGAAUAUCCGGCGGCGAGUGGAUUGGCGGGGGAGGCCACGCAGCAGCAGCAGCAGCAGCAGCAUGGUGGGGAGUUGCACGUGGACGAGUUGAUGGUGGAGGGAUAUCCAGACUCAUUUGCGCUGGAGUUGUUUCUUGCUGGAAUGGACGGGAGCACGCAGGACUGUGUGUGA